CUCGUGAAAGCUCGCGGUCGCUCCGAGGCGCGCGCUGGCGGUCCUUGCUCCCACCUUUUACCUGAGGGACCCGUGGCGGUCCCUGGCCGGCGCUGCAGCCCCCUUGGAGCCGGGUCCUGCGGUGUGAGAUAUUUCAAUCAAAGGAAGAAAUAGCACUUCUCCUAAGAUGGAAUCUAUUGUUUGGGAAUGUGGUUGAUCAACUUGAUAUGUUGGCCAAAUGUGCCCUAUGUAAUAAAAUGAAAAGAAGAGACAAGAUGAUGUCAUUUUCCCGUAUUGUGAAACCAAAAACAAAUGUCUUUUGUGAGACCAAGCUAACAAACCUCUGACGGUGCAAAGAGUAUUUAACUGUUUGAAGAACUUAACAGUAAGAUCUAGAAGAAGUACCUCCUCAAGCUGAGACCUGCAGGUGUAUAAAGAUCUAAAAUAUUGAGUAGGCCUGAUCAUCCGAAUCUCAUUCAGAUCAAGAAGGAUGGCUAUGAGUUGGAUCGUCUUCUAUCUUUGGCCCUUGACUAUGUUUGUGGGGCAUAUAGGUGGGCACAGUUUGUUCUCUUGUGAACCAAUUACCUUGAGGAUGUGCCAAGAUUUGCCUUAUAAUACUACCUUCAUGCCUAAUCUUCUGAAUCAUUAUGACCAACAGACAGCAGCUUUAGCAAUGGAGCCAUUCCACCCUAUGGUGAAUCUGGAUUGUUCUCGGGAUUUCCGGCCAUUUCUUUGUGCACUCUAUGCUCCUAUUUGUAUGGAAUAUGGACGUGUCACACUUCCCUGUCGUAGACUGUGUCAGCGUGCUUACAGCGAGUGUUCAAAGCUCAUGGAAAUGUUUGGUGUUCCUUGGCCUGAAGAUAUGGAAUGCAGUAGGUUCCCAGAUUGUGAUGAGCCAUACCCUCGACUUGUGGAUCUGAAUUUAGCUGGAGAUCCUACUGAAGGAGCCCCAGUGGCAGUGCAGAGGGACUAUGGUUUUUGGUGUCCCCGAGAGUUGAAAAUUGAUCCUGAUCUUGGUUAUUCUUUUUUGCACGUGCGUGAUUGUUCACCUCCUUGUCCAAAUAUGUACUUUAGGAGAGAAGAACUUUCAUUUGCUCGAUAUUUCAUAGGAUUGAUUUCAAUCAUUUGCCUCUCUGCCACGUUGUUUACUUUUUUAACUUUUUUGAUUGAUGUCACAAGAUUCCGUUAUCCUGAAAGACCUAUUAUAUUUUAUGCAGUCUGCUACAUGAUGGUAUCAUUAAUUUUCUUCAUUGGGUUUUUGCUUGAGGACCGAGUAGCCUGCAAUGCCUCUAGCCCUGCACAGUAUAAGGCUUCCACAGUGACACAAGGAUCUCAUAAUAAAGCCUGUACCAUGCUUUUUAUGGUACUCUAUUUUUUUACUAUGGCUGGCAGUGUUUGGUGGGUCAUUCUUACCAUCACAUGGUUCUUGGCGGCUGUGCCAAAGUGGGGUAGUGAAGCUAUUGAGAAGAAAGCAUUGCUGUUUCACGCCAGUGCAUGGGGCAUCCCUGGAACUCUGACUAUCAUCCUUUUAGCGAUGAAUAAAAUUGAAGGUGACAAUAUCAGUGGCGUGUGUUUUGUUGGCCUCUACGAUGUUGAUGCAUUAAGAUAUUUUGUUCUUGCACCCCUCUGCCUGUAUGUGGUAGUUGGGGUCUCACUCCUUUUAGCCGGCAUCAUAUCCCUAAACAGAGUUCGAAUUGAGAUUCCAUUAGAAAAGGAGAACCAAGAUAAAUUGGUGAAGUUUAUGAUCCGGAUUGGUGUUUUCAGCAUUCUUUAUCUCGUACCACUCUUGGUUGUAAUUGGAUGCUACUUUUAUGAGCAAGCUUACCGUGGCAUCUGGGAAACAACAUGGAUACAGGAACGCUGCAGAGAAUAUCACAUUCCAUGUCCAUAUCAGGUCACUCAGAUGAGUCGUCCAGACCUGAUUCUCUUUCUGAUGAAAUACCUAAUGGCUCUCAUUGUUGGUAUUCCCUCCAUUUUUUGGGUUGGAAGCAAAAAGACAUGCUUUGAAUGGGCCAGUUUUUUUCAUGGUCGUAGGAAAAAAGAGAUAGUGAAUGAGAGCCGACAGGUACUCCAAGAACCUGAUUUUGCUCAGUCCCUCCUGAGGGAUCCAAAUACUCCUAUUAUAAGAAAAUCAAGAGGGACUUCGACUCAAGGCACAUCCACACAUGCCUCUUCAACUCAGCUGGCUAUGGUGGAUGAUCAGAGAAGCAAAGCAGGGAGUGUCCACAGCAAAGUGAGCAGCUACCAUGGCAGCCUCCACAGAUCCCGUGAUGGCAGGUACACUCCCUGCAGUUACAGAGGAAUGGAAGAGAGACUACCUCAUGGAAGCAUGUCACGACUAACAGAUCACUCCAGGCACAGUAGUUCCCAUCGGCUCAAUGAACAGUCACGACACAGCAGCAUCCGGGAUCUCAGUAAUAACCCCAUGACUCACAUCACACAUGGCACCAGCAUGAAUCGGGUUAUCGAAGAAGAUGGAACCAGUGCUUAAAUUGCCCUGUCAAAGGUGGAAAACUUGUGCCGUUUAGAAAGCAGAUUCUGUUCUUUGCCUUUGCAUGACUGAUUGCUGUAACUCUCUGUUAUGCGUUCAGUCAGGUGCAGAUUGUGUCCAUUGGAAAAGUAAAUUUUUGCUUUUUAUAUUGCAUCCAUCUUGGAACAUCAAGAUGUCCAAAAUGCUAAGAAUUAUAUCGUCACAUAAAUAAUCCUUAUUUCUAGGUUAUGAAGAGAUAAUUAUUUGUCUGGUAAGCAUUUUUAUAAACUCAUUUUAUAUUUAGAAAAAUCCAAAAUGUGUAGUGACUGCUUUGUAGUGAACUUUCAUAUGAUAUCAGUUACUCGUGAGGUAACAUUCUUGGUCGUUCUGUUAAUAAAACACAAUUUCAGAGUUAAAGAAAUUUUCUAUGCAAGGUUUGUUUCUCAGAUGAAUAAUAGGACUUUGUAGUUUUAUUUCCGCUGAGUGAAAAAGAACUGUGUUUUUAAACUGUAGGAGAAUUUGAUAAAUCAGCAAGUGUAUUUUAGCUAACGGAAUCUAAGAUCAACAUAAGAAUCUGAUUAGUCUUUUGAAGGCUCUUUCAAAAUUCUAUCAAAAUAAACUUCAUCCAGAGAGAUACAGGAGUAGCAAUGGACAUUUUUCCCCCCUAUAAUUGAGCUGAUUUUAUUACUUUUGUAAAUAUUACUUUUACUGGCAGUGUUUUUUACAACUUGUCCAUAUGCAUGAUGGAAAAAUAAUUUUUAGCUAUUUUUUUCCCAUGUAGUAGUAUUGAUUCACAGAGAACUUUGUGUUCAUAUCUGUUCUGUGGAGGCAUGUAAUAAGAUCAGCAUCACACAUUAUAACGUGUUUUUUUUUUGUUUUUGUGUUUGUUUUCUGGUAGCCACAAUUACAAAGUGGCAAAAUGUUUUCUCUGUAUUCAUUGUUGUAUUUUUCUACAGUGAUAUGUGAUCUUGCCAAAGCCACCAUCCAGGUCUUGGUAUCCAGGCCCUCCUACCACUGAGCUGAUUGUCUGCUCUUGCAUUGCCCAGUAGCAAAUAGGCUACAGAUUUUGUUCCUCCCUGCUCCCUCUCCCGCCCCCCCUUUUUACUUUCAGAUUCUGGAUCAUUCUUUUCUUGUUUACAGCUGAAAUAUAUAUAACCUAAGUGCAAAGUGGCAUUUUAUUUGGGAUAUCUGAAAAUCAUUAUAGCUAAAUGAAGCAUGGUUAGUCUUGCUGUGAAGUAUCUUUUAAUCUUAAAAAUAUCAACUCAAAAAUUGACAUUUUGUCUUGUGUUUAAAUUAUUUUUAGUAAAAACUAUGAACUUUAUUAGGCAUGAAAUUGAUCAGAAUGGAAAGAAAAAUUCUGGAAAAUGCUGGAUGUGUUCUAUAGAAAAGCAUAUUUAAACAAGCAGUCCUCAACCCUGACUCCAGGUAAGAAUCACUUGAGGUACCACUGAUGCCCAACAACUCCCUCUCAUUCAGAUGAGAAUUGGUAGUUUUUUUAAAAAAAAAGGUUUUCCAGGUGAUUCUCAUCUUCAGCCAGGCAGUAGUCUGUUUUAAAUUAACUUGCCCCUGAUGAUGAUCUGAUGGCAUCCUAUUACAUCAUGUGAAAAUCUAGAUGAUUCAGUAUUAUACUUUUAUAUCAUUACCUGAUUCACAAUCAUUCUCCACUUUGUCCUUUUAUUAUAAUAUAAUGUGGAAUUCUGGGCUCCAGUCCUAAAGAUUCUUAUUCAGUAACUCAGAGGGGGUAGGACUUUGAAAUCUGUAGUUAUAAAAAUACUAUAGGUAAUUCUUUUGCAGGUCGUCUAAGAAUCACACCUUAAAAAAUAUUCUUGACUCCAGAAAGUCUAGCUUUGUCAUAUGCUAGCUUUUGACCUCUAACAAGUUAACUUCUCUGAGCUCUGUGCUUCAGCUCCCUUGUUUGUAAAUGAAGAUAGAAGAUAAAUACCUAUCUCACAAAGUUGUCAAGUAAGGUUCAAAUGAAAAAUCAUAUGAAAGCACUGUGAAAAGCAUGAAAUACAAGGGAUUAAGAUUAUUGAGGAUUUAAGAGAUUUGUUUGAGGGCUAUUAUAGUACAUUCCCUGACAUGUGUUUAAUUCAUAUGUACUUUUACUGUCUUUUUUUUAAAUCAAAAGUACUAAAAAAGUAGGUGUUGAUAAAAGAAGCUUUUAUCAGGCACAAAAAUCAGUUUUCUGAUAAAAAUAAUUUGUAUAUCAUGUUUCUUUCAAAGUUCCUAUGUCUUAAUAUUUAUUAUUAUUAAUUCUUCAUAAGAUAUAUUUGAACAUUUGGCCCAAAAUGUUUUUCUUUUUCCUCAGUCUUCAUUGUUAUUCUCAUUGAAACUGGAGUUAGUAUUCAAAAUAGGCAGAGUCUGAAUUCCCCCAUAACUAAUAUUUAGUAAGUCUUUUUCUCUGAAGGCAGGCCAAACUUAUAACAACUCAUUUAUAAAUAAAUUAGUAAUUCAGGAGGCUUUUGUCUGAGAAUCUCUCCUGAGAACAGUAUGACAAAACCAACACAAACAUUCAGAAACAAAAAUAAGGAGUUAAAAUAGAAGGUACCAGCUUGAGCUCGAAGACGUUGUCAGUCGUUGCCAUCUGCGUUAUAUGAUCAAUUGCCAAAAUGUUAAUUGGUUUUCUUGAACAAGUGGCCAAGUAUAGACAGUUAAGUGAACAUCACUAUUAAAAUCUUAACUUUGUGCUUCCUGAUUUUUACAUAUUCAUUUGUAGCUUCUCUGUUAAACUAACUGUUGGUAUAUAUUGUAGGUGCUAUAUUGACAUUUCAGUGACUUUCAGUAUCUUAAUUUUGUUCCACAAAAUUUACUUAAUAUUGUUUAUCCAUUAUCUUGAAUAACAGCAUUUAGUUUGGGCCAUGUUAUUUAUCAAACUAGUGCUCCAAAUUAAUUUCUUUUUGUUUUUGUUUUUUGUUAAGAGACAGUUGAAGAACUAUAGCAAAACAGCAAUUUCAAGUUUCAACAAGCUUAACAAACUGAGCAAGGCUGGACAGCUUUCUUACCAUAUGUUUAAUUUGUGUUGUGAUUUUGUGAUUGGCAUAUAAUAAUGCUUAGUGUUUUAUUUGUUCAGCUGACAACUGAGAAAAUAAUAGUGCUCUCUAAAAUAAUAUAUAUUCAAAAGGUUUUGAAAAGUACUUUGAUUUCAUCAAUAUUAUAUUUAUUUUAUUCAGUAAUUAAAAGAUCCAAGGCAAUAUUAAGCUAAAAACAAUAGUUUCUAAGAACAAUUGAUUAAUAACUCAACAUCUAGCACAGGGUUUAGUACAUAGCAAAUUUUUUAGUAAUUGAAUAAAUAACUCAUAUCAUGCAACUCACUUUUACCCUAGUAGAGUCUCACCUGAAAGAAAUUUGAAGGAUUUGAAUUGAAAUUAAGUGAAAUGAAGUCUGCUUUAUCAAAAGAACAUGUGGCAAGUAAUCAGAAAUAAGUAAAUUGUACCAAAUGAAACCUAUUUCUCCUAUAGUAACAGUCCAUAUUACUAUUUAAAUUAAAAAUUUAUAUAUAUACAAACUGUACCAACACUUUAUAUUAAUUUUUAAAGGUGAAAGCUAUUCUUAGUAAUAUUUAGGCUCUUGUUGGUUUUAUGUGAAGUUAGAUCUUGUAUUAGUUGGGUGAAUGAAUAUUCAAGCAAACCUUUGUUAGCAAUAGUUUUCGUUUUCUGCUUCUUAGAGCAGAUUUAUAAAAAUUCUAAGAAUCUCUUCAAAUUAGAAAAUUUGACUAUAUUUUAACCUACCUCAUUAGUUUCUUUGUGAUAAUACUUGGAAAUAAUGGAAAUUUUAACUAUCUUGGUGUAGGCUAUAUCCCCAUGAAAUAACAUGAACUACUUAAAUUUUUUUGAUAAAAUAGUGGAUCAUUGGCUGAAGCUGAGAAAACAUUAAUACUAUACCAAAAUUUGACUAUGAUGAUAUUUAUACUGAUUUUGACAUGCCAAAGGUACAUUCAUGUAUUAUCAUACUUGGAUGACUUACAUAGUCUAGCGUAAUGAAAAUUCUACUGGGUUUGGAAUUCAGAGACCCAUAAUUACGAUAUAAACUGGACAGGUCGUUUAACUUCUCUUAGUCUCAAUUUGUUCAAUGUAAAAUGAGGAUAAGGUAAGUUUUGGUCCCAACCAACAGGAUGUUGUGAGAAUCAAAUGACAUAACAUGUAUUAUAAUGCUCUGCAAUCUAUAAAUUACUCUAUUUACAUGUUUAUGUUAGAAUUUUGGGGUUAUAGAAAACAAAGAUUGGUCUUCAGUGAUAUAUAGCAAUAACAGCAAAAUAGUAAAUUAGACCAGUAUUCUUUUGGCACAAUCUUUAAAUCAACAAUUCAGUUAUCCUUUUAAAAUGAGGUUUUUUUUCAAGAGUGGCCAUGCCCUUAAAUUGUGCUGGCUCUUUCAUAUAUGUUAUACUACAGUAUGCUCUCAAAUUUUAUGUGGUUGAAUUUGUAGGUCACUUCCAACAGAAAUUGAUGAUCUCCACUAUAUGUUACCUUUGAUAUGAAAUUAUAUAAAAUAGCUUGACUUCACUGAAAUUUGUAAGAAAAAUAUAUAGAGGACUGUAGGCCUUAACUUUUUUUUCUUUGAGGACUUCCACGUGCCUAAUUCUCUAUAAGAACAAGUUUUAAAAGGAGAUUACUGUAACUUGGUUUUCAACACUGCAAAACUUUAAAUUUUACGUCAUAACAUUAUCUUAAUUUUUUGUAUAAUUGUAUAUAUAAUUUUUUAAACCUGCAUAAAAUGUAUUUCUCCAUUUUUUUCCCCCACAUAUAAACACAAAAGAUGGCAUCUUUACAGAACCAAGAUUUACAAAGGAGUUCAUGAUUCUUUUAAACUUUUAUCCCUUUUUACAACUAAUUAAAAUAAGAAAAAGUGUUUACAUUUAUUUAAUUCAGCUAUGUUUCCUAGUAGCUGUAUAAUUUUAUACAUUGUUCUUUGGCCAUUUCUGUCUAUUUUAUAUGAAAAAAUUAGUUGACAUCUCUUCAUAAUUUAUCUUUUUUGUUUCAGUUAUAUGAAUUUUGGGAAAGGAAUAGGAAGACUACAUCCUUUACCUUCCAUCUGACUGUAAUCAGUCUCCUGGGUUUUUUCUUAUAAUUUAAUUUUAAUCUUAAAUUUUUUAAAGAACCAAAUCGAUAUAGGAUUAUAAUUAUCUCUCAGGAUCCAAAAUCUAGGAGAAAAUGUUAAGGUCUAUCCAGAACCGGCCAUCUUUGUAGACAUUAUUAUUUUGGUUGAUUUAUAAAGGGGUAAUAUAAUAAGUUAAUGAGCAUAUUUUUUAUUCUAUGAUCUCUAAUUAGAAAGUAAAAUUUUGUUGCUGUAAAGAUAAGAGAAGAUAAAGUUUCACUUUAGUCAAAUCCCAUACCAGUACAAGGUUACUUUCUGUAAGAGUAGUUCACUCUGUUUCAAUGCACUAAAGAAAGUUUCCUUCAGGGCCGGCCGAGUGGCUCAGUUGGUUAAGAGCUCGCUCAAGAGUUUGAGCUCUGAGCAACA
Molecule: messenger RNA, 7906 nt
Organism: Hipposideros armiger (great roundleaf bat)
Lineage: Eukaryota; Metazoa; Chordata; Mammalia; Chiroptera; Hipposideridae
Gene: FZD3
Product: frizzled class receptor 3
Exons: 7
Coding region: 470-2470 (666 amino acids)
Biological process (GO): non-canonical Wnt signaling pathway; canonical Wnt signaling pathway
Cellular component (GO): plasma membrane
Molecular function (GO): Wnt receptor activity; Wnt-protein binding
Source: RefSeq, a predicted model, not a curated record